Oncorhynchus gorbuscha (pink salmon) is the source of this 2472-nucleotide messenger RNA. RefSeq names its product tropomodulin-1-like. The transcript has 10 exons. Gene Ontology annotation, biological process: muscle contraction; pointed-end actin filament capping; myofibril assembly. NCBI's taxonomy places the organism in Eukaryota, Metazoa, Chordata, Actinopteri, Salmoniformes, Salmonidae. Gene Ontology annotation, molecular function: tropomyosin binding. The coding region runs from base 58 to 1203 and encodes 381 amino acids. Gene Ontology annotation, cellular component: striated muscle thin filament; myofibril. The record is from RefSeq and is a predicted model, not a curated record.
UUUGUUGCCUUUUUCUUUACGUUAUUUCGGGAGUUGCUGGGAUUCUAUCGCGCCGCCAUGUCCACCUCCUAUAAGAAGGAAGUAGUGAACUACAGGGACGUGGACGAGGAUGAACUACUGAAGAAACUCUCAGAGGAAGAGCUACAGAGGCUGGAGGAUGAGCUGGAGGAGUUAGACCCCGACAAUGCCCUGUUGCCGGCCGGGAUGAGGCAGAAGGAUCAGACCAAGAAGGCGCCGACCGGAACCUUCCAGAGAGAGAACCUGGUAGCCCACCUGGAGAAGCAGGCUAAGGAACACCCUGACAAGGAGGACCUGGUUCCGUUCACUGGAGAGAAGAGAGGUAAAGUCUUUAUACCUAAGAAGGUGGUGGACCCCAUCAUGGAGAACGUAACUCUGGAGCCAGAGCUGGAGGAGGCACUGGCCAACGCCAGCGACGCUGAGAUCUGCGACAUUGCCGCCAUUUUGGGAAUGCACACUCUGAUGAGUAACCAGCAGUACUACGAGGCUUUGGCCAGCAGCAAUAUAGUCAACAAACAAGGCCUUAACAGCGUUAUCCAGUGUACUCAGUAUAAGCCUGUGCCUGAUGAGCAGCCCAACUCUACUGACGUGGAGGAGACGCUGCUGAGGAUGCAGAGGAACGACCCCGACCUGCUGGAGGUCAACCUUAACAACAUCAAGAACAUUCCAGUGAAGACGCUGAAGGCCUAUGCAGACGCCCUGACGGAGAACACUGCAGUGGAACGCUUCAGCCUCGUGGGAACCAGGAGUAAUGAUCCCGUAGCCUUUGCUCUGGCAGAGAUGCUGAAGGGGAACACCACACUGAAGAGUCUGAACAUAGAAUCCAACUUCAUCACAGGGACGGGUAUCAUGGCUCUCAUCGCCUCACUGCAGUUCAACACAACCCUGCAGGAACUCAAGAUCGACAACCAGAGCCAGCCGCUGGGUAACAAGGUGGAGAUGGAGAUAGCCAGCAUGCUGGAGAAGAACACCACGUUGUUGAAGUUUGGCUACCACUUUACCCAGCAGGGACCCAGGCUGAGGGGCUCCAACGCCAUGAUGAACAACAACGACCUGGCUCGGGUAAUCCGAUCCGAUCAUCACUCGGACGGUUCCUUUACUCUCACUCUGUCCGUGCCGGAACUGGAGAGGGCAUUUGGUAAAAAGUUCAAGCCGAAACUCACCAAGUCCAAGACCAAGAAAUAAGAAAGAGAAGGCUUGAAGGCGGUCCCAUCUUCCCCAAGUGUCGGACAAGCGUGUAGCGCCGUCAGGCGCUGCCCGGCCCCGCCCAGCCCCGUAUUCAGCCAGACGCCCUCCAACAGAUAUCCCAUCAACCCCUGCUUUCCCCAACCCUAACCUCGACACCUCCGCGAUGACCGAAAUCGUUCCAAUUCGAAUGUCAGGGCCGUUGGCAAACCUUGUUCCUACUGUGGCAUGGAGUUGAUCUACUAUUGUACUAUUGUUUCUCUCACAGUUUUCUACUGAUAUUGGUUUAGAUAUCUUCGGUAAUUAUAUUAUCUGGUAAUUGUGACAUAGAGAAGCCGCCCACCUAUUCAGAAAGUAUUUAUUUUGUUGUUAGUUUGUUUACUGGAGAUGAACUUGUGGUGGUGGAAGAUUAAAUGGUGUUACAACCAUAAGGUGUAUUGUACCACGUGCCAUGGGCAACAGGUAGCCUAGUGGUUGAGAGCGUUGGGCCAGUAACCGAAAGGUCACUGGUUAAAAUCCCCGAGCCGACUAGGUGGGGGGAAAAUCUGCCAAUUUGCCCUUGAGCAAGGCACUUCACCCUAAUUGCUCCAGUAAGUCACUCUGGAUAAGAGCGUCUUCUAAAUGACUCAAAUGUAAAUGACUUAACUUGGUUAUGACGUUAGUACCACAUGAUGUAUUUCAGCAUUUCGCAACCACUUAACGUAAUGUUUUUCAGUGUGAUGUUCAUAUAAGAUACGUUUUUAGUCUGCAACUCACACUGUCUGUAAGCAAAGGCACAUAACGGUUACAUAGAAGCUAUGUUCAGAGGAAUUGUUGCAGAUUUAAAAACACUUUGGGGUGUAAGUUGUUUGUUUGUCCAAGUUUACCCCAUGGAGACAGCCACUAGAAGCUGGUCCUAGAUCAGUUUGUCCGCUAUUGUGUAAAUUCUGUAGUAUUACUGAUCUCAAGUCAGUUUAAGUCUUCUCAGUCAAACCUUACACAGAGAGAGGUUACUACUAAAAGCGUUGGUUCUAGAUCAGUUUUGUGACGAAGUCGAUAUCUGCUACGAUCCUUUAUUGAUGUCACUUGUUAAAAUCCACUUCAGAUCAGUGUAGAUGAAGGGGUGGAGACAGGUUAAGUAAGGAUUUUGAAGCCUUGAGGCAAUUGAGACGUGGAUUGUGUAUGUGUACCAUUCAGAGGGUGAAUGGGCAAGACAAAAGAUUUAAGUGCCUUUGAACGGGGUAUGGUAGUAGGUGCCAAGUGCACCGGUUUGAGUGUGUCAAGAACUGC